Nipponia nippon (crested ibis) is the source of this 948-nucleotide messenger RNA. NCBI's taxonomy places the organism in Eukaryota, Metazoa, Chordata, Aves, Pelecaniformes, Threskiornithidae. The record is from RefSeq and is a predicted model, not a curated record.
AUGAAGAACUGCAAUGAAAGCAACAACACGCUGCAGGAUGACAUUGUGCAUUUUCAGCUUAUCGUCUACAUCCCAGUGGUCUCUCUGGGGAUCCCACUGAACAUGAUUGCCUUCUGGGUCUUCUGCUGCAAACUCAAGAGGUGGACCGAGACCAGGGUGUACAUGAUCAACCUCAUGGUCGCAGAUAGUUUCCUGCUCUUUGCCAUGCCUUUCCUGAUAUAUUUUACCAAGUACAACUAUCCCAUAGACAAGCUGUGUCUCGCCAUACAGAACAUCUAUUUUACAAACAUGCCUAUGAGCAUCCUUAUCAUCACCCUGAUUGCGACUGAUCGAUACAUCGCCAUCAAGUUCCCUCUAAAAGCAAAGAUUCUUCGAUCCCCACUGAGAUCGGCUUCUAUCUGUGGGUUUCUUUGGAUAGUGCUGAUAAUUUAUUCCUACUUGCGUCCAAAACUUCACAGAACAAAUGAAAGAUUCUGCUUUCAGAAACAAUCUGUUCAACCUAAUUAUGUAUUGUUAUUCUCCAUUAUCUUUCAGUAUUUUAUUCCCUUAGGGAUUGUGAUUUUUUGCUCAGUACAAGUCAUCAAAUGUCUCAAAAAGAAGAUGGCCACGAGCCCUCAUGAGACAACGUUAGUCCAGAAAGCAAUCCACAUUGUUUCUGUAAAUUUGUGUGUGUUCAUCGUAUGUUUUUUACCUCUCCACAUCACACUGCUCUUGCGGUUUGCAGUGGAUGUUGCUGGAGCUUGUUCUCUGCUCUCGGAAGUUAGAGCCUCUAUUCAGAUCUGUGGAUGCUUAGCAAAUUCUAACUGCUGUUUGGAUGCUUUUUGCUAUUACUUUGCAGCCAAAGAAUUUCAGGAAUUUCCUUCUCUGUUCCCUAAUUAUAUAUCAAUGAGGUUCAAGAUGAACCAAAGCCAAGAGUCACAGCCACCCACUGAUCAAGUCAUGACAUAA